This is a messenger RNA of Drosophila sechellia, 972 nucleotides long. RefSeq lists its product as uncharacterized. NCBI's taxonomy places the organism in Eukaryota, Metazoa, Arthropoda, Insecta, Diptera, Drosophilidae. The record is from RefSeq and is a predicted model, not a curated record. Bases 18 to 863 code for a protein of 281 amino acids. The transcript has a single exon.
UCGGCCUGACAGCCAGUAUGUUAAGUGUAACCAGAUCGGCAUCAGUCCCAAAUUUCAGCGUGCGAUCCUUUGGAGCCUAUAGCUCCAAGAGCCACUUCGAGGCAAGUCAUAGCGUGAGUGAAAGCACGUUCUCGGAAGUGGAGCGUUUUGUGGAGGCUGCCACCAGCAUCAACCGACUUCCAAAAACGCGGAAACUCUCCUCCUGCAUUUUUCGAACCUACGUCUGCCUGCUGUUGGUCAUCCAGGUGACCCUGGCCUCGCUGCAGUGGCUCGGAUCCACGUACCGCUGGAAACCGCAGCUGAGUGUGGCCAACCGCGGCCUGUCCGUCCUGCUGCUCCUGCUUUCGUGGAUCAAUCUGACGCUGGCCUUCAUGGGCUUCCGGCGACUGCAGUUCACCUUCCCGCUCAAUUGGAUUGUCUUUGGGUGCAUCUUCGAGAGCCUCACGCUGCUGGUGGUGUGUCUGCACAUUCUCGAACAGGAUCUAACGUGGCCAUUUGUGCUGAUUGGCAUUGGCGUGCUGGUUGUCUAUACGCUGCUGGGGCUGUGGGUACCUGGAUUCCUCACCGCCAACUUGUGGAUCCUUAUCCUGGCAAGCAUUGUGGUCUUCCUGGUCUCUUCAGUGGCCUUGGGCGUCCGCCUCCAGAUGCGAUACUACGUGCCCGCCAGUGUCUGUUUGGUGUUCUUUGGACCCUGGGCCAUGUACAACUCCCAGAAGCUGUUCCUGCGCCACAAGCGGUCUGAUUACGUAGCUCACCAGUACUUGGAGGCGUCCGCCAAGAUGUUCAUGAAUUAUGCCUUCACUGUGAGUGGCAUUAUAUUUGCCCACCGCUUCUCGGUGGACACAUUGGAUGCCCCCAGUUAGGAUAUGGCGCCAUUUUUGUGGCUUAGGUUUUUUGUAAGUCUUUCUAAGUGCUGUGCACAAUUAAAUUAGGUGUCGCAAAAUUUUUUGUUAUUCCUUAAUUAAAACCCCC